This is a messenger RNA of Volvox carteri f. nagariensis, 615 nucleotides long. RefSeq lists its product as uncharacterized. The transcript is spliced from 5 exons. The record is from RefSeq and is a predicted model, not a curated record. Bases 1 to 615 code for a protein of 204 amino acids. NCBI's taxonomy places the organism in Eukaryota, Viridiplantae, Chlorophyta, Chlorophyceae, Chlamydomonadales, Volvocaceae.
AUGGCGGAUCCUCAACGUGAACUUUGGCGGGAAGCCCGACGACAUAUCGGAGAGUAUGAGGCCCGCAAUAGCGAGCUUACUUUGGAUCUUCAGGCGGCGGGGAGGGAGCUGCAAACCGCCAAGGACGAAGUGGCGGCGCUGGGGAAGGAGAGCCAGGCGCUGCGAACCAGCAAGGACGCGAGCGAUCGUGCCACUCUGGGCGAGCACGACAAACUGCAGGUCCACGGGGUGGCGUCGUUGCGGGAGGAGGUGGAGGCGGCGCUCGUUAAGGCUGCGGCCGAGGAGCGGGAGCGGGACGCGCACCUGAUGGCGCUGCGGACGCACCUGGAGGGCCUGGUGUCGUACUAUUCGAACAAGGGGUCGUAUAUGUACCCUGAGCGUGGCGAAAGCGGUGGUGAUGGUGGCAAGGGCGUCAGCGAGCCGGAAGUCGGCAACGGCCUGGUACUGACGGAACCGGGAGCUGUGACGGUGGCGCCGGAGUUGACGGUGGCUGAGGGUUACGAGGCAGCGGUAACGACAGAAGUGUGCGACGCGCCAGCGGUGAUGGCCGAGGGAUCCUACUCCGAGCACGUGCAGCAUCCCGUGCCUAGCGGCGGGGGAAACACGUUACUUUGA